Messenger RNA from Fonsecaea multimorphosa CBS 102226, 2274 nucleotides. RefSeq lists its product as uncharacterized. Gene Ontology annotation, cellular component: cytosol. The transcript has a single exon. Gene Ontology annotation, molecular function: acetoacetate-CoA ligase activity. The record is from RefSeq and is a predicted model, not a curated record. NCBI's taxonomy places the organism in Eukaryota, Fungi, Ascomycota, Eurotiomycetes, Chaetothyriales, Herpotrichiellaceae. The coding region runs from base 1 to 2274 and encodes 757 amino acids. Gene Ontology annotation, biological process: lipid metabolic process.
AUGCCGUCUUCACCAGCAGCAUACUACAACGCAGUCGGACUGCCACUCGAGUACUGCUCCAAGCAGUAUCGGGACGAGAUCAAGUGGGGAUCAUCACCACCUAGCAAUCCAGCAGGGCCAUCGUCCAGUGCAAGUUCAAACAGCAACGGCACGUCCUCCCCACCAACGCCGCUAUGGACGCCCCCGGACCCGGAGGCACCACCGAUGUCUCAAUACCGACACCACGUCAACGCCAAAUUCUCACAAUCACUCCGCAACUCGCACGACCUGCACAGCUGGACGGUGCAAAACCCGCACCAGUUCUGGAUCGACCUGUACACGUACUGCGGGAUCGUGCCACCCCUGCCCAAGCACACCAAACUGGCCUACGACCCGAGCCUACGGCUGCGCGACAUCCCGACUUUUUUUCCAGGAUUGAAGCUCAAUUACGCCGAGAACGUGCUGGUGCCCAACACGCGCAACAAUCCCGAUGCCGUUGCGCUGGUGGGCUUGCGUGAGAACCGUCUCGAUGAUCCCGAGGAGGUCACCUGGGCGGAAUUGACGGAGCUGGUACGUCUAGCAAGAUCGGCCAUGGCGAGGAGAGGUAUCAAACAGGGCGACGUGAUUGCGGGACUGAUGGCCAACUCGGUGUGGAUCGUCGUGCUGUUCCUGGCCAGUGCGUCCAUGGGCGCCAUCUUCACCUCCGUGAGCCCCGACCUGGGCGUGUCGGGCUGUGUGAGUCGCUUCGCGCAGGUCGAGCCAAAAUGGCUUUUUGCGGACGUCGACGUCGCCGUGCGCGGUACGCGGCCGUCCAUGCUGGGGAAAGUCAUGCAGAUCCUGAAAGCACUCCCGGCCGCAAAAGCGAAGCCGCGGCUGGUGUUUGUGCCCACCACCCACCGCCCGCACCGGCAGCGACAUAUGGACUACAUCACUCCCGUGGCGGGGGCCGUCUCACUACACGAGUUCCUGACUGCCGCCCGGGCGGGGGACAAAUUGAGCUACAAGCGCGUACCGACAGACCAUCCGCUAGUGAUCGUGUACAGCUCCGGCACGACCGGUGAACCGAAAUGCAUCGUGUCGCCACACGUCUCGAUCCUCAACUACAAGAAGAUCUCCCUGCUCCACAACGGGUUGGGUCCCCGGUCGACGGUAUUCCAGUACUCAUCCACGAGCUGGAUUCUGUGGAACGUCAUGAACGGCCACCUCUCCGUGGGCAGCAAGGUCAUCUGCUACGACGGGGGCGCGCUGCACCCGGACCCGUCGACCAUGCUGCGCAUCGUGGCCCAAUAUCGCGCCACGUACUGGGGCACAUCGCCCCGGUACCUCCUCGAACUGGAACAAUCCUCCAUCAACCCGCAAUCGUUCGACCUGUCUUCCCUGCAACUGAUAACCACCACCGGCGCCACUCUCACGGGCGAGCAAUUCCACUGGUUCUACCGCGCGUUCCCGCCGCGGAUCCACCUGUCCUCAGUCGCCGGCGGGACAGACAUCGCCUCGUCCUGGAUCGCCACCAACCCCGCGGGCCCCGUGUACGCGAACGAGAUGCAGAUGUGGGCGCUGGGCCACGACUGCGACAUUCUCGACAGCAACACGGGGAAGUCGUGCGCCGAGGAGGGCCGUCCGGGGGAACUCGUGUGCCGGAAACCGUUUCCCAGCAUGCCGUGCCGGUUCUGGGGCGACACCAAGGACCAUAAGAAGUACCGGGAGGCGUAUUUUGAAAAGUUCCCGGUGGCCACAAAAGAUAGCGCCGCAACUGCCGGAGGGGGAGAGGAUGAGUAUUUGGACGUCUGGGCCCAACACGACUUCAUCGUCAUGAACCCCGUCACCCGCGGCCUCCAAAUCCUGGGGAGGAGUGACGGCGUGCUGAACCCGAGCGGCAUCCGCUUCGGUUCCUCCGAGAUCUACAACAUCGUCGAAGGCCCCCAAUUCAACACCCUGAUCAGCGACACGCUGUGCGUCUCCCGCCGCCGCGCCACCGACCAGGACGAAACCGUCUUCCUCUUCGUCGUCAUGUCCCCCGGCCACGAACACCACUUCACCCCACAACUCGUGGCGCAGUUGAAGGCCGCCGUGCGCGAGGGCUUGAGUCCCCGACACGUGCCCAAGUUCGUCGAGAGGGUGCGGGACAUCCCUUACACGGUGAACGGGAAAAAAGUCGAGGUGGCGGUCAAGAGGGUGAUUAGUGGGCAGAAGGUGCAGGUGAGUUCGACGGUAAGGAAUCCAGAGUGUUUGCGCGAGUAUGAGCGGUUCGUGGAUCUGGAGAGGGAGCCGCCCUCAAGGAAGGCCAAGUUGUGA